Exophiala viscosa is the source of this 2574-nucleotide messenger RNA. RefSeq names its product fungal-specific transcription factor domain-containing protein. Gene Ontology annotation, molecular function: DNA binding; zinc ion binding; DNA-binding transcription factor activity, RNA polymerase II-specific. Lineage: Eukaryota; Fungi; Ascomycota; Eurotiomycetes; Chaetothyriales; Herpotrichiellaceae. The transcript is spliced from 3 exons. The coding region runs from base 179 to 2428 and encodes 749 amino acids. Gene Ontology annotation, cellular component: nucleus. Gene Ontology annotation, biological process: regulation of DNA-templated transcription; DNA-templated transcription. The record is from RefSeq and is a predicted model, not a curated record.
CCAGUUCCGUCACUGCCUCUGAGACCGAUUCGGAAGAAGAGAACGACCGAGAUGUCUCCAGGAAAAGGAAAAGACCUAUGAACGUCACGUAUGUGCACGGCUCCAUCCUGAUCUCAGUCAUCUGCUCCUUUUUGCUUCGUUUAGCACCCUCCCCAAUCAACAAUGUGCCUAACUGCUGAUGCCUUACGUUGAUAGCUGUGAAGCCUGCAAGCAAAGAAAGGUCAAAUGUGAUCGUAAUCAGCCCGCCUGUGGCUGGUGCACGCGCAACGAUCAUCCAUGUGAAUACAAGGAACGAAAGAAGCCAGGUCUUCGAGCUGGCUACGGCAGGGAGCUCGAAGGCAGGCUCGAUCGCCUGGAAACCCUCCUCGCUGAACAAGGUCAACAACUGGCAGCUCAUCUGGCCGAUGCGUGUACGUUGACCUCCAGUGCUAUUGUCAAUCCUGCUGUUCCCAGGUCGAGCGUGCAGGGGAUGACGCCUGAUGCACAAGCGCGAGCUUCUUACGAUGCUCAAGCGGCGGCCUUCGGUCGGGAGACGCCUUUCCAACAACAACAACCACAACAACAGAUCAUCGAUCCAACACUGCGGCCACCAAGCUCGCGUCAUGGAUCGUUGCAGUAUCCCCCAGGCCAGCAGAGUCUUCCUGACCAACAAAUGGGUCAACCACAGAAUCACUACACUCCAUCAGCGCAAUCACACCCCAUCACUUCACCUCAUUCGACAAGUGGAUAUCAAGGAACACAAGUCUUCAACGAGCACACUGCCUUGCUUCCUCCAUAUGACCUUCUAUAUGCGCUGGUCGACUUGUACUUCAAACACGUCAACAACUGGCUGCCGUUGCUGGACAGGAAAACCACACUUGACACAUUGUUUGGGCCAUCAUCCCUUGAUGAAGCCGACAGAGUGCUACUGCACGCCAUAGUUGCUACGACUUUGCGAUUCUCCCAGGAUCCUCGGCUGACACCGGAAAGCCGACAACAUUAUCACGACACGUCCAAGCAGCGUGUGCAGUUGUUUGGUCUGGAGAAUUCGAACGUUAGAGCGCUCCAAGCGCUUGUCAUACUCGCUCUGGAUGUGACGGGCACGACCAACGGACCUCCGGCGUGGAAUCUGCUGGCUUUGAUUAGCAGGAGUAUGGUGCAAUUGGGUCUCGCCGUCGAAUCGAGUUCGAGCCUGACAUCACCUAUGUAUCCUUCAAUCGCCACCUUAAGAGCGUCCGUACUUCCAGAACCAAAAAGCUGGAUUGAAGACGAGGAGCGGCGUAGACUGUUCUGGGCGGUCUAUCUCCUUGAUCGAUAUGCAACGAUCGCAACGGCCUUCGAGUUCGCCCUCGAUGAGAAAGAGGUGGAUCGUCGAUUUCCUUGCCGAGACGACCUUUUCGCAGCGAACAAGCCCGUCGAAACGAGGUGGUUCCGGCCUCCCGAGCGACCUCGAUACACAGCAAGCAUGGUCGACACCCAUGGACACUUCUCUUAUCACUGCGAGCUGAUGGCUAUUCUCGGUCAAAUCCACCAGUUCUUGAAGCGGCCUAUAGACAUUGGCUCACUGACCGAUGUAGAGCAGUGGCAGGGUUCAUACCGGGCGCUAGACAGCGACCUGAACGCCUGGCAUUUCAGUUUGCCCGACGACUUUGCGAACAUCACCCGCCUUCUCAAGUCGAACGUGCCUGCUAAAAAUACCAACUGCGGCUGGAUAAUGUUGCAUGCGGCAUACUCUUUGACCGUCAUUCGAUUGAAUUCAUCGGCGGCUUAUCCCAGUCAAAGCUCACCAAUAUUCUCCUCGUCCCAUAGCGCGAUGCAGCGAUGCCUCUCCGCAGUCGAGAAUUUGCGCCAGCUCUGCCGGUUUGUCAAGCUCAGCGGACUGCUCGAUAAACUGGGGCCCCCAUUUGGUUUUGCUAUUUGGGUGGCAUCUCGUGUUAUGCUGGUACACGGCUCGACAAUGGACCAUGAGGUGGACCCAGACAUUGAUUUCUUCGUGACGACCCUGUCUGAAAUGGGCGAGUACUGGCUUGUUUCCAGAAGGUACAGUGAAAUAUUGAACAGAGUGCUCGGGGAAUAUCGACAGUCGCAACGAGCAAGUGGGGUGACAGGGGAGAUCAUGACUCCAUCGACGGUCAAGAUACUCGCCGAUAUGCGACGUUGUGCCUACGACCUGGAUUUUCUGAUAUCCCGCCAACCACAUGCGGCGGCUGUUAAGUCAUAUCAUCCCACAAGAGCAAAUACACCAGCCCCCAAUGAGCUGGAGUACUUGGAUGUAUUCGACCUAUUCAACUUUCCACGUCUGCCAAUGGGCAACGAAGGCUUGGAAAAUGGAAAUACCCAAGGCAUUGGUCAAGCCGCCCAUCAGGAUCUCGGAGCGAUGAACCCUGCGAUGAUCCCAAACUUUGCGGUGCCUAAUCCUGAAGCUGACUGGCUAUUCCACAACGGCUAGAACGUGUUAUUCGAGGCAAGGCAGACUUGCGAAGUCUGAUGGCAUCAGUCAGCACUGGCAGAGUCAACAGAUAGCAGUUUUACGCCGCGAGCCGAGGUUGGCGGCUUGUAACAUGCAGGAAAUCAGGACGUGUCGACCUUGGAAUU